UGCAAACUUGCAUACAAAAUGUUGUCUAGCUACUUGCUGGUACAGCUGCUGCUGCUCCUAAAACUGGCGGUCGUUGAGAACUCUGUGGCCACGUCAACGCAUGACAUGGCGCGAGUGCUCCAAGGCGAGAACGAUCUGCUCACGGAUUUGCGCCUCUACGUGGCCGGUCUGGAACGCAAGGUGAAUCUCACCCGCUUGAUUCUGGAUGAUGCCAUCAAGCGGCAGCAGCAGGCCAGAAUCGAUCCGGAGGCCUAUGUGGCCAAUCCGCUGAACAGUCUGCCUUUGGUGCGGCGCAUGCACAUGGAUGCGGGCAAGAUACUGAAGAGCAUGAAGCUGGAACCGGCUGCAGAUCAGCAGCAGAUAUCGGACUAUCGCCUGGACGUGAUUACCGAAACGGAUCUGGAGGAGGCGAUCAAGGGCUUGCUGCGCAUACAGCAGAUCUAUGAGCUGGACGAGCGGCACAUGGUGCAGGGCCAGCUCAGCCAGAAGCAAUACAACGCCAGGCUGAGCACACUCGACUGCCUGGCCGUGGCACGGCAUCUGCGCAAGAACGGCGAGGACGAGCAGGCCAUCAGGUGGCUGGAGCUGGCGCUGGAGCAGUACCCGGGCACGCCGGAACCCGUCUACCAGCUGCUGAAGAUCGACCGUGCGGCAAUACUGCGCGAACUAGCACACAUUCAAAUAACCCGGGACAAUUGGCCAGCCGUGGGGCGCAGCUAUGCACAGGUGUUGGAGCAUGCCAGCAGAGCGCAGGACAAACAGGAAGCUCUGGCUUUCAUUGCGGCUGCCAAGCAGCAUCUCGUGCACUUGCGCCUUUGUCGCGGGCACAGUCUUCCCUUAGUCAGCUCCUCGCUGCGCUGUCGCUACAAUACGGCGUCGGCGCCCUUUCUGCGCCUGGCGCCACUCAAGCUCGAGCAGCUGAGCCUGGAUCCCUACAUGGUGCUCUAUCACGAUGUCGUCCAGGCCAACGAGCGCGAGCACAUCAUGCAACUGGCCAAGCCCCAUUUGCGUCGCGCCCUUGUGGGCGCAGCCAGGGCGCACUCUCAACGCUUUGCUAUGAACGCGGGCUUCUCCUACAACGAUUCACGUCAAGGACAGCGCCUGCGUCAACGGCUCGAGGACAUGUCCGGCUUCGAUCUGACCAACAGCGGCCAGCUGGCCGUGCUCAACUAUGGCAUUGGCGGGCAGUACUAUAUGCACUACGAUUGCUGGUUCAGCCAAGACGACGCUGCCCAAGUUGCGUCCAUCAAAGAUAAUCGCAUUGCCACCAUUUUGCUCUACCUGACGGACGUGCAGCUCGGCGGACUCACCUCCUUUCCGGCCCUGGGCCUGGCCGUGCAGCCGAGCCCGGGCUCGGCCCUGAUCUGGCACAAUAUGAACAAUGCGGCCGAAUGCGACAGACGGACGCUGCACGCCGCCUGCCCACUUCUACUGGGCACUCGCUGGGUGGCCACGCAGUGGAUCGAUGUGAAGGGCCAAUGGCGCACCAAGCGCUGCCUGGCGAACCCCUCGAAUUAAUUGAUACAAAAAAAAAA
Drosophila virilis is the source of this 1535-nucleotide messenger RNA. RefSeq names its product prolyl 4-hydroxylase subunit alpha-2. Gene Ontology annotation, molecular function: L-ascorbic acid binding; procollagen-proline 4-dioxygenase activity; iron ion binding. Gene Ontology annotation, biological process: peptidyl-proline hydroxylation to 4-hydroxy-L-proline. NCBI's taxonomy places the organism in Eukaryota, Metazoa, Arthropoda, Insecta, Diptera, Drosophilidae. Gene Ontology annotation, cellular component: endoplasmic reticulum. The record is from RefSeq and is a predicted model, not a curated record.